Messenger RNA from Trachymyrmex cornetzi, 2149 nucleotides. RefSeq names its product elongation of very long chain fatty acids protein AAEL008004. Lineage: Eukaryota; Metazoa; Arthropoda; Insecta; Hymenoptera; Formicidae. Gene Ontology annotation, cellular component: endoplasmic reticulum membrane. The coding region runs from base 250 to 1227 and encodes 325 amino acids. Gene Ontology annotation, molecular function: fatty acid elongase activity. Gene Ontology annotation, biological process: fatty acid elongation, polyunsaturated fatty acid; fatty acid elongation, monounsaturated fatty acid; sphingolipid biosynthetic process. The transcript has 5 exons. The record is from RefSeq and is a predicted model, not a curated record.
UGAUGGCCGUGCGGCCUCAGUUUGUCGACUGGUGCCUCACGAAAGAGGUACUCACAUCCGCACAUUCUCGUGCCUUGAUAUAAUCCUUUUAUCGAUAUAGCCUUUCUUCUCUUUCUUCUCUUUUCGAAUACAUCGCGGUACAUGGUCAUACUCGCAAAUUCAGUCCCGUCUUUACAGUGAAACUUCUGCACGCGUUUGUUUCUCAUCGGAAGGAUUUCAUAACAACAGAAGCACGCGAAGAUUAACACAAUGACGCAAUUAGUUCAAAUGAUUUACGAUGGUUACCAAGAUCUGAUGGACAACAAAAGCGAUCCGAGAGUCAACGAUUGGCCGAUGAUGAGCGACCCGUUCCCCACAUUAGGGAUCUGCUUGUUCUACGCCUAUUUCGUUAAAGUUUUGGGGCCAAAAAUGAUGGAAAAUCGAAAACCUUUUGAUCUCAGAAGAGUGAUGAUAUGGUACAAUCUCUUUCAAGUAAUAUUCUCCACAUGGUUGUUCAACGAAAGUCUGAUCGGAGGCUGGGGAGGACGAUAUUCCUUCAGGUGUCAGCCGGUCGAUUAUUCAAACGACCCGAUUGCAUUGCGAAUGGCACGAGGUUGUUGGUGGUAUUACAUCUCAAAGUUCAUUGAGUUCACGGACACAAUUUUCUUUGUAUUGAGAAAAAAGAACGAUCACAUUACCACUCUCCAUGUCAUCCAUCACGGCUGCAUGCCCAUGUCAGUUUGGUUCGGAGUUAAAUUUACCCCUGGUGGUCACAGCACUUUCUUCGGAUUUCUGAAUACCUUUGUACACAUCGUAAUGUAUUCGUAUUACCUCCUGGCGGCGCUCGGACCACAGAUACAGCCAUAUCUGUGGUGGAAGAAAUAUUUGACCACUUUGCAAAUGAUCCAGUUCAUCCUUGUAAUGGCCCAUGCAUUCCAAUUACUUUUCAUCGAUUGCAAUUACCCGAAGGCCUUCGUCUGGUGGAUAGGCAUGCACGCUGUAAUGUUCUAUUUUCUCUUCCGCGACUUCUAUAAUGAAGCGUACAAGAAGAAGAAUUCGAAAAAUGCUGUAGGCAAGCAAAAGGAUGAAAAUGAGCAGAACGUAUCUAAAGAUCAAGAGAACAUCAAGGAGAACAGCAAUGAAAAGAGUGUAAUAUAUGCAAACCAGUAUAAAAUGGCCACUGGUUAUAUCUCGGACAGCGGCCUCAGAAAUCGCGUGUUCAUCGACAAUCGAGGCUUUAAUAAAUAAAGAGAUAAGCUUUUAAUUAUAAAGAGACUUCAAUAAUUAUACGUCGAGCGUACAUUCGAUUGCGAAUUAUUGUUAUUAGCAAAUAAAUAAAGGAUAUUAAAAAAAGAAAUGAAAAAUGAGAGGAGAAGCGCGUUGAACGCCUACCGGAAUUUGUGAAAGUGUGGCUUAGUGGUAUUCUUUCUGGGUGCUUUGCAGCAAAGUUUUUUUACGUGUAAAGAUUUUCUCGGACUUUUUAUGUAUAUUAUAUGUGUGAACGAGUAUAUGUAUGCGAAUGUAUGUUUACUAAUUUGUGUGCGUUGGCUAGUUUGACGAGAAGCGAAAACAGAGACUGGAUAAAACGUUAAAAUUGCCAAAAUGAUAAAAAAUGUUACUCUUCCCAGUUAAGCUACCGAAACAAAACUUAUUCUCUGAUAGAUUGCCCUUUCCGGAAAGAGAAGGCCUUUAAAGUGAUGAUUUUUAUAGAUAUUUAUACAGACUUCUUAAGAAUUAUAAUUCCGCGUUUUGCUCAUAUUUCCCUCUUUCAAAAAUAGAAUAGUAACGAACUCUUGCCGUGUUUCAUAUCAAGAGAAUAAAGAAGAAAAUACAAUAUUUAUUUUAUAGGAGCAGAAUAUUUACAACACAAAACAAAGUUGCACAAAAGUUGCAGCAAUACUGUUGCAACAUUACAUCUUGCAGAGAUUUUGCAGCAAUAUUGCUGCAAAUUCUGUGCUGUACGGAUAGUAAGAAAUUAUUAUUAUUAUUUUAACGUUUCCAAAGCAUUAUUAUAAUUAAAAUAUUGCUGUGAAUUGUCUAACCUCUAAUCAACGAUAAUAUGACACAAAAUUUCAAUAAGGCAGAAACAGAGAAUUAGUUAAUUAAAAGGAUUUACAUGCAUAUUUAUUGUCUGAAACAAGUAUUUAUUUAUUAUUAUUUUGCAGGAUUA